AUGCCGCAGGCGGCGAUUCGCACCUUCGAGUACGCGCGAGACUCCGGCGGCGGCGGCGCUGCCGACCUGUUCGAGCUCCUAAUGGACGCGCUCUGCAAAGAGGACCAUCCUCGGGCAGCGGAGGAGUAUAUGAACCGGCGGAGGGCGGCGGAGCCCGGCUGGUCCCCCGCCGUCCGCGUCUACAACAUCCUCCUCCACGGGUGGCUCCGCCGCCGCCGGCUCCGCCGCGCCCAGACGCUCUGGGACCAGCUCCGCCACCAGGGCGACCCCACGGUCGUCUCCUACGGGACGAUGAUCGAGGGUCUGUGCCGCCUUCGGCGGGUUGACCAGGCGAUCUCCCUCUUGGAGGAGAUGAGACCGGCAGGGAUCCCUCCCAACGAGAUCACCUGCAACCCCAUCGUGGACGCCCUCGCCGAGGCCGGAAGGUUCAGAGAAGCCCUCGCGGCCGUCGAAAGGUUCCCUUUCUACGGCAUCUCCCCGAACAUCUCCACCUACAACUCGCUCGUCAAGGGCUUCUGCAAGAACGGGGACCUGGUCGGAGCCAGCAGGAUCUUGAAGACCAUGAUAGGCAGAGGGGUCCUCCCCACUCCCACCACCUACAACUAUUUCUUCAGGUUCUUCGCCGGCUCCGGCAAGGUGGAGGAGGCCAUGAACCUUUACAGCAAGAUUAUCCAGUCCGGGUACUCGCCGGAUCGCCUCACCUACCAGCUCCUGAUCAAGAUGCUCUGCGAGGGCAAGAGGCUGGCGCUGGCGGGGCAGGUGAUCGGGGAGAUGAAAGCGAGGGGCAUUGACUCCGAUCUGGCGACGAGCUCCAUGCUGGUGCACUUGCUCUGCAGGACGCGCCAGUUCGACGAGGCCUGUGAGGAAUUCGAGCGCAUGAUCGGGAAGGGCAUUGUGCCGCAGUACCUCACGUAUCGGAUGCUGGUGAAGGAGCUGAGGCGGCUGGGGAGGACGGACAUGGCGGCGAAGCUCUCUGGUCUCAUGAGCUCGGCGCCCCACUCGACGAAGCUGCCGAACACGUACAGGGAGGACCGGGAGCAGGCGGCGGAGAUGAAGAAGACGAUCCUGAGGAAAGCUCAAGCCAUGUCCGAUGCUCUGAAAGCCUCCGACGACAAACGUGGCCAGGCCGAUCUAGUAGGCGCCUCGGAGAACGCCGUGGAGGCUGCGAAAUCCUUGAUUUCAGACAUCAAGAGAAGGGUUUUCACCCUUUGA
Messenger RNA from Spirodela intermedia, 1212 nucleotides. Lineage: Eukaryota; Viridiplantae; Streptophyta; Magnoliopsida; Alismatales; Araceae. The record is from the annotation of a GenBank genome assembly.